AUGGCGGCGUGCGGGGAGGGCGGAGGCGGCGCGAGGGCCCCGUUCGGCCGCCGCUUCCUGGCCGACCCGGCCCGCCUGUUCCAGCACAACGCCUGGGACAACGUGGAGUGGUCCGAAGAGCAGGAAGCAGCUGCGCGAAGGAAGGUGCAAGAGAACAGCACACAGGUGGUCUCUCCGGAUCAGCAAGAGGCCUAUGAAGUCAACGCCAACCAGUACUGGGACGAAUUCUACAAAACCCACGAAGAUGGCUUCUUCAAGGACCGCCACUGGCUUUUCAAUGAAUUUCCUGAGCUGGCCCCAAACCAAAUCGUCAGUCGGGACGCCAAGCCUGACUCUGAGGACGGUGGCGCUGUGCAACAGUCCAAGAGCUCAGGCCCUGGAGGCCGCUGUGACGAUGGGCUUGGUUUGGUGGAGGAGACCCAGGCCUCGGAGCAUCUGUCAAACUCAGAAAUGAGCAGCUGCCGGUUGCAUACGCAAGUGGAAACAGCAUCGCAGAACCUGGAGGCAGUAAAACUGAACGACUUCCCAGGGUCCUCCGCUACUUACCGGAUACUGGAGGUGGGCUGCGGUGCCGGAAACACGGUCUUCCCCAUCCUACAAACCAACAAGGAUCCCAACCUCUUUGUGUAUUGUUGUGACUUCUCCAGUAGGGCGGUGAAUCUUGUCAAGGCUCAUUCAGAAUACGACGCUUCUUGCUGCUUUGCCUUCGUUCACGACCUUUGCAACGACCAGGUGCCUUUUCCAAUGCCGGACGAGAGCCUUGACGUAGUGGUCCUGAUCUUUGUCCUUUCGGCGCUCCUUCCGGAAAAAACACAGAGCAUCAUCAACAGACUUAGCCAGCUUCUAAAGCCCGGUGGACUGAUUCUGUUACGAGAUUAUGGCCGUUAUGACCUGGCCCAACUCCGCUUCAAGAAAGGUCAGUGUCUGGCUGAUAACUUUUACGUGAGAGGCGACGGCACCAGAGUUUAUUUCUUCACGCAAGACGAGUUGGAUUUGCUCUUCUCCACAGCUGGCUUGGAGAAAGUCCAAAAUCUGGUGGACCGCCGCCUCCAGGUGAACAGAGGAAAACAAGUUACCAUGUACCGGGUGUGGAUCCAGUGCAAAUACCGCAAGCCCCUCAGGCUGAGGAGAGACCAGGAGACGAACUCUUAGGACCAUGGCAGCUUCUUCUGA
Molecule: messenger RNA, 1173 nt
Organism: Euleptes europaea (tarantolino)
Lineage: Eukaryota; Metazoa; Chordata; Lepidosauria; Squamata; Sphaerodactylidae
Product: tRNA N(3)-methylcytidine methyltransferase METTL2-like
Exons: 9
Molecular function (GO): tRNA (cytidine-N3)-methyltransferase activity
Source: RefSeq, a predicted model, not a curated record